CCCGCCCCGCGCCGGCUUUGCUGGGCCCCGGAGCUCCCCUGGCGCGCGGCUGUCCCCGCCCCGCCUCGCGGGGGAACCUCCCGCUGCUCACCGCCGCCCUGCCCGGCCCCGGGUGGGCCCGGGGCUCCGACCCUGGGGUUCGUGUCCCGCCCCUGGUGCUCGGAGCUCGGCAGCUGAGCCCCCGCCUCCAGGGGAACGCGCACAGGCUGCUCUGAGCUGUUGCUUUGAGCCCCCGUUUCUGCCGCUGUGCCUUCGUUUAAUGGUGUCAGCUGUUCUUACGGUCCGGGCAGUGAAGCUGCCCGCAGGAGGUCGGCAGCAGGGAAUGGCUGUGGUUCCGUGGGGGUUUCUCGUCCUGCACACCGCAGGGAGCGGUGUCUCCUUGGGCAGCAGCUGUGCCUUGGCCACGCUGCUGUUCUUUUGCAGUCGCUUUGCACGGCGGCUCCUGCCAACGUUGCUUUGGGCAGCAACGGACAGGGGUGUUUGCUGCCCGAGAUUCCAGCCCUGAGCACCGAGAGCACAGCCCCUGUGCCUUCUGUGAUGGGAAAAGAGCUGGGGAGGCAAUCGCCCUGCCCAGUGCUGAGGGUCUCUGUUGGGAAGUGGCUCAGGGGGGAUUGGCUGUGUUGGUGCAGAGCUGUUUCAGAAACUGAAGCGCUCUGAGGAAUCUGGGUCUUCUGAGCACGAGGAGUGGCCCAGAAGUGAGGUGAGGAACGAGAAGGUGAUUGGAGAGAAACAGCGUUCAGAGGGUGAGCAACAUAUGGUGUGCGCAGAUGGGGAGGCUGUGGGAAUGGCCAGGCAUGAGCAGCGAGGUGCACAGCGUUGCUCUAAGCAAAAAAGGAAAAGCGUCAGUGUGGGAGGCACGGUUUCUCCCUUAUGAUGGAAAAUACAGUGAAUUGUGACAGCCUUUGGAAGGGCAAAUGCAGAACUCCUCAGAGAUGCCGGAGACCAUUACCAGCCGAGAUGCUGCUCGUUUUCCCAUUGUUGCCAGUUGCACCCUUCUGGGCCUCUACCUCUUCUUUAAAAUAUUCUCUCAAGAGUACAUCAAUCUUCUGCUUUCUAUGUAUUUCUUUGUGCUGGGGAUCCUCGCCCUGUCCCACACCAUCAGCCCCAUGAUGAACAGAUUCUUCCCUGCAAAUUUCCCCAACAAACAGUACCAGCUCCUCUUCACCCAGGGCUCCGGGGAGAGUAAGGAAGAAAUAGUGAAUUAUGAGUUUGACACCAAGGAUCUCGUAUGCCUGGCCCUGAGCAGUGUUGUAGGGGUCUGGUACCUGCUGAGGAAGCACUGGAUUGCCAACAAUCUCUUUGGGCUGGCGUUUUCCCUCAAUGGAGUGGAGCUGCUGCACUUGAACAACGUCAGCACUGGCUGCAUCUUGCUUGGGGGGCUCUUCAUCUACGACGUCUUCUGGGUUUUUGGUACCAACGUGAUGGUGACGGUUGCCAAAUCAUUUGAGGCCCCAAUAAAACUGGUUUUCCCUCAGGACCUGCUGGAGAAGGGCCUGGAGGCUGACAACUUUGCCAUGCUGGGGCUGGGAGACAUUGUCAUUCCAGGGAUCUUCAUCGCCUUGCUGCUGCGCUUUGACAUCAGCUUAAAGAAGAACACGCACACGUAUUUCUACACCAGCUUUGUGGCCUACAUCUUUGGGCUGGGCCUGACAAUAUUCAUCAUGCACAUCUUCAAGCAUGCCCAGCCUGCUCUUCUGUACCUGGUCCCCGCGUGCAUCGGAUUCCCGCUUCUUGUGGCCUUGGCAAAAGGAGAAGUAACCGAAAUGUUCAGCUAUGAGGAGAGCUCUACCCCCAAGGAGGCGCCGAAGGCCUCCAAAGAGGAGACAACAGAAGCUGACAAGAAAGAGAAGUGACCUUGCCCAUGGACCAGCCCUGGCGCCGCUGGGCUGGGGCCCUUCCAGACCCUUUGCAAGCGACAGACGAAACAGUUGUGCCAGAGCAUCGUGUUGUGUGUGUUGGAGCAGCCGCCCAGGUGGGGGUAUUGAUGUACACCACAUAUCCACCCCUCCCGCUGCCCCCCGGGGCCGCGCAGCCACGCUCCCCUUUGCUUUGUCUCCUCCACGAGUGCGAAGCAGGCAGGGGACAAACCACAGGCCGGUUUUUAAAUUUUGUAUUGUGCAUUUGCUUUCUCUCAUAUUAAACCAUCUCAAAGGAA
Gallus gallus (chicken) is the source of this 2155-nucleotide messenger RNA. It is a transcript of the gene HM13, whose product is annotated as histocompatibility minor 13. Gene Ontology annotation, biological process: membrane protein proteolysis. The record is from RefSeq and is a predicted model, not a curated record. The coding region runs from base 915 to 1853 and encodes 312 amino acids. NCBI's taxonomy places the organism in Eukaryota, Metazoa, Chordata, Aves, Galliformes, Phasianidae. Gene Ontology annotation, molecular function: aspartic endopeptidase activity, intramembrane cleaving. The transcript is spliced from 12 exons. Gene Ontology annotation, cellular component: lumenal side of endoplasmic reticulum membrane; membrane; cytoplasmic side of endoplasmic reticulum membrane.